AUGGUGAAGGGUCCUAGUCUUUACACUGACAUCGACAAGAAAGCCAGAGAUCUGUUGUACAAAGAUUAUCACAGUGUCAAGAAGCUCACUAUCAACACUUACUCACCUACUGGAGUUGCUAUAACAUCCUCAGGAACAAAGAAAAGUAAAUUUUUUUUGGCUAAUGUUAAUACCCAGUUGAAGAACAAAAACAUCACUACUGACAUCAAAGUAGACACAAAUUCUAACCUUUUUACGACUAUCACCGUCAAUGAACCUGCUCCUGGUGUGAAGGCUAUUUUAAGCUUCAAAGUUCCCGAGCAAACAUCUGGAAAGGUGGAACUACAAUACUUGCACGAAUAUGCUGGAAUAAGCCGCAGUGUUGGGUUGAAAGCAAACCCAAUUGUCAACUUUUUAGUGUUAUUGGAACUAAUGCUCUUGCUUUUGGUGCUGAUCUUUCUUUUGAUAACUAAACUUGGAGAGCUUACAAAAUUUAAUGCUGCUAUGAACUUUGUCAAAGAUGACUUGGUUGGGUCAUUGACUCUAAAUGAAAAGGUGACAGUUGAUUAG
Lathyrus sativus (Indian pea) is the source of this 549-nucleotide messenger RNA. The record is from the annotation of a GenBank genome assembly. NCBI's taxonomy places the organism in Eukaryota, Viridiplantae, Streptophyta, Magnoliopsida, Fabales, Fabaceae.